Messenger RNA from Penicillium samsonianum, 636 nucleotides. RefSeq lists its product as uncharacterized. The coding region runs from base 1 to 636 and encodes 211 amino acids. The transcript has 3 exons. The record is from RefSeq and is a predicted model, not a curated record. Lineage: Eukaryota; Fungi; Ascomycota; Eurotiomycetes; Eurotiales; Aspergillaceae.
AUGUUUCAAAAUAUCCUUCGUCAUCUGCAAGCCCCUGCACUUAGCACCUCCCAUCUACCGAAUCGCCGCCCGUUCUCAUAUGUGUCGAGGCACUCAGAUUUUCCAGCAAGCUUGUAUCAAUUUCAGAUACACCGCGACUCGAGGCUUUAUGACAGAGCGUUUAAACAAGACGACUGGGAAUACGAGGAUGGAAUAGAAGUUACUGCGGACGGCUUAGUGCACCCAAAUAUAACUCCGGAUUGUAUGCGAACACAACUUCACAUUAUUGAUCUGCUAACUUAUUCAGUUUCGAAUGGUGCAUUGUUCAUGCCAAAUACGCGCUACAUGCAAGAGAUCACACGGAGGUCGAAUGAUUAUUAUUUGGAAGAUGCAGAAAGUGGUAAGCCCGCCGCCGAAGCUCAUUAUUUGUGUAUACCCAAAGGCACAACUAUUCCAAAGUCGUUGAUUCUUUUCCGUGAACGUACUUCUCGCUUCUCCCUACAACCCGCGCAUCCGAUGUCACUUGAAGGCCUCAAUAAAACCUUGACUCAUUUUUAUCUCGAUUUUGGGCGCACCUUCAAUCCAGACUCUUGGCUUGAUAGGAACCCCUACCAUGAGGCGUUUUCUGAUUACGAGGAAGAGUGGAUGAACCACUGA